This is a messenger RNA of Capronia epimyces CBS 606.96, 1239 nucleotides long. RefSeq lists its product as uncharacterized. The record is from RefSeq and is a predicted model, not a curated record. The transcript has 2 exons. The coding region runs from base 1 to 1239 and encodes 412 amino acids. NCBI's taxonomy places the organism in Eukaryota, Fungi, Ascomycota, Eurotiomycetes, Chaetothyriales, Herpotrichiellaceae.
AUGGCCGUCGAAACCAUCCCCGACCCAGCGAUGCUCAAGGAAGCGUUCGGCCACGGUGUUUACUCCUCGGACGGAAGUCGCGUGCAGUUUGGCAGCCUCUUCGGCGCCGGUGACGACUCUCGUCCAGCGGAACGACAAGUCCUCGUUAUUUUCAUCCGCCAUUUCUUCUGUGGCAAUUGUCAAGAAUAUGUUCGUCGACUGUCGUCCCCCGAGUCGCCAUUCCAUCCAUCACGGAAGCGUGUCAACGUCACCGACACCCAUUCAACGGCAAGCCUAUCUGAAGCUGUCACGGGCUCGCCCCCAGCCGUCAUCCUCAUCGGCCCUGGCCUGCCCUCUCUGAUCCCAUCUUACGCCGAGCUCACCCAAUGUCCCUACCCCGUGUACGCCGACCCGUCCACUCGCUUAUACAGCAUCCUAGGCAUGCACCGUACUCUGUCACUCGGCCCCAAAACACCAGGGUACAUCCAGCAUUCUUUGGUUCGCGGCGCUGUCAAAUCCGCCUGGCAAGUCGUCAAACGAGUUGGGAGCGGCGAUGCUAUGGGCGGUGGUGACUGGGACGUCAACGGGGGAGAGUUUCUGUUUGUGCGACAUGACCACGGCGCGAGCUCGGCCAGACGAGCAGCUUCAUCCACGCGAGCAGGCUCGGCGCCACCAGGAUGGGAAGUGCACUGGUGCCACCGAAUGCUCAACUCACGCGAUCAUACCGAGCCCGUCGACCUGCAGUACCACACCUGCUCUUCCACGUCUUCAGGCCAGGGAAAUGCGCGAGCGAACCCUCUGCCACACUCGAUCCUUGUCGACCGGAAACAGGGCUAUUCUAGUAAUUGUCGCGGCUCCUGUCCAGGCCCCGACAUACCAAGAUUCCGCGAGCAAGUCCUCCUCAACCAGGCUUCACAUGGUCUGCAGCCCAGGCGGCUUGGCAGGACAGGCUCACGGUGUAAAAGUUCAGGCUCGUGCCGGGCAGAAUUGCCGACAGUGGUCCCCAGCGCAAGAGCCGCUCCGCAAUCGGAAAUGCGAGCUUCAAGUUUCCUAACAGCCGGAACACAGCCGCCAGCCCGUCCCUCGAGUCCUAUCGAGGAGGAAGACGAGCCGAGAUCUCGAAAGAGCUUCACGGCCAGCAUCGUCGAUCGUGUAGGGGUGCUGGUGCGUACCAGAUCAGUAUCGACCAGGCCGGCAAGAUCAGCGACGCAAAGGUCUGGGGGCGGCAUCUUUCGACGUGGCUUGCAGCUCUUGCCCUAG